Molecule: messenger RNA, 4341 nt
Organism: Ipomoea nil (Japanese morning glory)
Lineage: Eukaryota; Viridiplantae; Streptophyta; Magnoliopsida; Solanales; Convolvulaceae
Product: protein NETWORKED 2D-like
Exons: 3
Coding region: 472-4341 (1289 amino acids)
Molecular function (GO): actin binding
Source: RefSeq, a predicted model, not a curated record
CAAUGUCAACCCGCGUCAUAAAAAUCUCUUAUUAUAUACUGUGGGAGAGAUAAUGAGACAAAUGAAAGAAAAUGGAUUAUAAGACAUGCAAGCCUCAAUUUCUUCUCUUACUUACCAAUGUUGACAACCAUAUAAUUAGUUAAUAUAGGUGCCUACUUAGUGCCUGCCUAAAUAUAUGCAACAAAUCCCUGUUUUGACCAAGUAUAUAUCCAUCCACCCCUCAUCCUCCAUGUUCCCUAAACAAAUAAUUUUUUAUUCUUUCUUUUCCAGUUUUCCGCCUUCACAGAAAUGCAGAAUCACAACAAAUCUUUGAUUCUUUUUAUAUUUUAGGUAUUUACAAAAACCUUUUAUACUUUGCUUUCUAUAAAUGAAUUAAUACCAUAAAAGUUCAGAGAGGAGAAAAGCAAGUGUGCAUCCGAGCCCCUGAUAGAUGAUUAAAACUUUGGCAGAAAGUUGAAGAGGAAAAGAGAAAUGUUGCAGAGAGCAGCAAAAAAUGCAUAUUCAUGGUGGUGGGCUAGCCACAUUAGGUCUAAGCAGUCUAAAUGGUUGGACCAAAACCUCCAUGAUAUGGAGGAGAAGGUAGGUUACAUAGUCAAGAUCAUUGAUGAAGAUGGAGACUCUUUUGCGAGGAGGGCAGAAAUGUACUACAGAAAGAGGCCAGAGAUUCUGAACUUUGUGGAGGAUACCUUUAGGAAUUACAGAGCUCUAGCAGAGAGAUAUGAUCACAUAUCAAGAGAGCUUCAAAACGCUAAUCGCACCAUAGCAAAUGUGUAUCCAGAAAGAGUUCAAUUAGCGAUGGAUGAUGAAGAUGGUGAAAGUUUCCUGGGAGGACUAACUGGAACUCCUGAGGAAUGGAGUGCUUCCUCCAAGGAUUUGCCAGCUGCCCCAAAGUUACCGAGAGCUCUCUCAAUGUCCAGGAAGGCUAAGCAACCAUCGCGAAUGAUGUCUAAGAAGGGGCUUCUCAAGUUCAAUGCCAUUGAUGAUGUUAAGCCCUUUUCAAGCUGCUCAGGGCUGAGCAAAGAGGAGGCACUUGGGGAGAUCGAUGAACUUCAGAAGCAAAUUCUGGCGCUGCAAACUGAGAGAGAGUUUGUGAAGAGUUCAUAUGAAAACGGGGCGAAAAGGUACUGGGAUAUUGAGAACCAGAUAAAUGAGAUGCAGGCAAAUGUUAACAGCUUACAAGAUGAGUUUGGGAUAGGCACCAUUAUUGAGGAUAACGAGGCUCGCUCUCUGAUGGCAUCCACAGCACUGAAAUCGUGCCACAAGACACUGGAACGGUUACAAGGACAACAUGAGAAGUCAAAUAAAGAGCUUGCUGUUGAAAGUGGGAAGGUUCAGAAUCUCACAAUGAAAUUUGAUACACUAGUGGAAACACUUGCGGCCAGCCAGGAGCUUAAGCAACAGAAACUGCCCUCUAAAGAGAGAAAACCUCCCAAGCCAAAUAUGGACUCGAGGAAAUCAGAGCAGCAAGUAGGAAGUACUAAACAAGGGAGGAUUGAUGUGGAGUCAUUACGCAAACAGAUUAAAGAAGAACUGCAGGUAUCAUCCAGUGCCACAGAUCUUAACAUGUCUGAACUGGCUGAGAAGGUUGAUGAACUCGUGGAAAAGAUCAUAAGUUUGGAAAGUGCAGUGUUGUCCCAGAACACUUAUGUUAACAGAUUGAAGGCAGAGGCGAAUGAGCUUCAUGAACAUCUUCAUAAAGUAGAAGACGAGAAGGAAAGUUUGAUUCAAGACUCUGAGAACAUGAAUAAGAAGAUAAGACAACUCGAGGAAGAGCUUCAGAGAGUUCUGAAUCUAAAUCAUAAAACCAACAACCAUAGCAAUCAUCUCCAAACUCGCAUUGCUGAAGCAAGUUGCAAGCUAGAUGACCUCGCUGGGAAGCUGAUAAAUGUUUUGCCAGAGGAAGAGACAAAUACUACUUCUGCUUCUGGCCAAGAGCAGCUUCAGGUGCAUAAAGACCUUUCUGCAAAUAAUAGCAAUUCCACUGUCUCAAGUGAUCGAAUGGCAAAAGACAAUCUAAAGAAAGAUGGAAAGGAGAUUCAAGCACACAAAGACAAUCUAAAGAAAGAUGGAAAGGAGAUUCAAGCACACAAAGACAAUCUAAAGAAAGAUGGAAUGGAGAUUCAAGCACACAAAGACAGUCUAAAGAAAGAUGGAAAGGAGAUUCAAGCACACAAAGACAGUCUAAAGAAAGAUGGAAAGGAGAUUCAAGCACACAAAGACAAUCUAAAGAAAGAUGGAAGGGAUAUUCAAGCACACAAAGACAGUCUAAAGAAAGAUGGAAGGGAGAUUCAAGCACACAAAGAGAGUCUAAAGAAAGAUGGAAAGGAGAUUCAAGCACACAAAGAGAGUCUAAAGAAAGAUGGAAAGGAGAUUCAAGCACACAAAGACAGUCUAAAGAAAGAUGGAAAGGAGACUCAAGCACACAAAGAGAGUCUAAAGAAAGAUGGAAAGGAGAUUCAAGCACACAAAGAGAGUCUAAAGAAAGAUGGAAAGGAGAUUCAAGCACACAAAGACAAUCUAAAGAAAGAUGGCAAGGAGAUUCAAGCACACAAAGACAAUCUAAAGAAAGAUGGAAAGGAGAUUCAAGCACACAAAGACAAUCUAAAGAAAGAUGGAAGGGAGAUUCAAGCACACAAAGACAAUCUAAAGAAAGAUGGAAGGGAGAUUCAAGCACACAAAGACAAUCUAAAGAAAGAUGGAAAGGAGAUUCAAGCACACAAAGACAAUCUAAAGAAAGAUGGAAAGGAGAUUCAAGCACACAAAGACAAUCUAAAGAAAGAUGGAAAGGAGAUUCAAGCACACAAAGACAAUCUAAAGAAAGGUGGAAAGGAGAUUCAAGCACACAAAGACAAUCUAAAGAAAGGUGGAAAGGAGAUUCAAGCACACAAAGACAAUCUAAAGAAAGGUGGAAAGGAGAUUCAAGCACACAAAGACAAUCUAAAGAAAGGUGGAAAGGAGAUUCAAGCACACAAAGACAAUCUAAAGAAAGGUGGAAAGGAGAUUCAAGCACAUGAUGCCAUACCGGCUGGUCAUAGCACUUUGGCCAUCUCAGGGGAUAAAUCGACUGAAGAGAAGCAGAUGAAAGAUGGAAAUCCAGAACAAGGAAUUCAACAAUACUCGAGGACACAAGUGGAGCAAGAUGAACUUGUCACCAAAGACGAUAAGCCAAAUUGGAAAGAGUUAUUUUUAAAUGGUUUGGAUGAGAGAGACAAGGUUCUAAUAGAUGAGUACACAUCUGUGCUGGUAAAUUACAGGGAAGUAAAGAACAAGCUUAACGAAGCAGAGAAGAAACGGAGGGCUAGCCAGUUCCAAUAUGUUGUUCAGGUAAAAGUUCUGAAGAAUUCUAAUGCCUUGAAGGAUGCACAGAUUCAAUCUCUGCAGAAGAAACUAAGCUUGCUUCAAGAGAACCAUUUGGAAUCUCCAAAGUCGAGUGAAAGUACAGUGAAAGCCAGCUUGGAUACUACAGAUGUCCCUCACAAACUAACCCUCUCUGAAUUAUUAGAUGAUUCAAUCCUUAAAGAAACAGCAUCUCAAGAAAAGAGUAAAGGUGAUCCUGCCGGAGAAGAAACAACAUCUCAAGAAGAGAUUAAGUCUCCAAGCACCAAAGAGGAUGGAGAAGAUCCCAUCCCUGAGGUGCCUAUUGUUGAAGAGCCUCACAGUCUUUCAGCCAUUGAAGAAAAGAUACGCACAGAUAUUGAUGACCUAUUGGAAGAGAACAUACAAUUCUGGCACAGGUUUAGCAACGCUUUCCAGCUGAUACGAAAAUAUGAAACUUCAGUCCAGGAUUUACACACUGAGCUGCAGGAUGCCAGAGAAAAGGCCAAGCAAGAAGGGAAUAAUAAACCCAUGUCACUAUUCUCAGCAGUCCGGCCUAUAUACAGACAUCUGAGAGAAAUACUGACCGAGUUAAUGCUAUGGCUGGAAAGCAAUGCAGUUCACAAAGAAGACUUACAGAACAGGUUGUUAUCUCUUUCCAACAUUGAAGAUGAGAUAACGAGGUUGUCAAGGGCAGGGCCUGAAGGGGAAGAAGAGCUGGGUGCCUAUCAAGCUGCAAAGUUCCAAGGUGAGAUUCAGAAUAUGAAACAGGAGAAUAAAAAGGUUGCAACCCAGCUGCAAGCAGGAGUUGAGCUUGUGCACAAGCUGCAAGACAAUAUUACUAAGACAAUAUCAAAACUUGAUGAGGAAUUUGGAUUCAAAAAAGAUAACUCAUCAAGUCGUUCCAGGAUUCCCUUGAGAUCCUUCCUGUUUGGAACGAAGGUGAAGAAACAGAAGCCAUCCCUCUUUGCAUGUGUAAGUCCAGCACUGCAGAGACAGUAUAGUGAUAUAGUAUUACCAGAAUAG